Cuscuta europaea is the source of this 948-nucleotide messenger RNA. The record is from the annotation of a GenBank genome assembly. Lineage: Eukaryota; Viridiplantae; Streptophyta; Magnoliopsida; Solanales; Convolvulaceae.
CGGCGAUCAAAAUCCACCGUUUUCCUAGGGUUUCCACUUUCCAAAUUUCGAAUCAAGAAGUUUUCAACGGUUAUAGCUCAAUUUAUCGGCGGAGAAAGUAUUCUGGUACCGAAGAUGGCCUCGAAGCUUCUACAAUCCUUUUUCCGAGGUAGAGUCGCCAAACCCUCCAUGUUCCUGCGCCCUCUCUCAAGCGCUGCGGCGGCGGCGGCGGAAGCGACAGUGGAGCCCUACGAAGAAGAGACCAGCGGGAUCACCGUGAAAGGAGUGAAGAUCGCUGGAAGACCUCUCUACCUGGAUAUGCAGGCGACAUCACCGGUGGACCCUCGUGUGCUUGACGCUAUGCUCCCUUAUUACAUUUCUUGCUACGGAAACCCUCACUCCCGGACUCACCUCUACGGCUGGGAAUCGGACGACGCAGUAGAGACGGCCCGCGGACAAGUCGCGGCCCUAAUUAACGCUUCUCCUAAGGAGAUCAUCUUCACGUCCGGCGCCACCGAAUCCAAUAACAUCUCUGUCAAAGGCGUUAUGCAUUUUUACAGGGAGAAGAAGAGACACGUCAUUACCACGCAGACUGAGCACAAGUGCGUCCUUGACUCCUGCCGUUUCCUGCAGCAAGAGGGCUUCGACGUCACAUACCUCCCGGUCAGACCCUAUGGGCUUAUUGACCUAGAAAAGCUCCGUGCAGCUAUUCGGCCGGAUACAGGUCUGGUUUCUGUCAUGAUGGUGAACAAUGAGAUUGGGGUUAUCCAGCCCAUGGAAGAAAUAGGAAAAAUAUGCAAGGAAUUCAAUGUUCCUUUCCACACAGAUGCAGCACAAGCAUUGGGGAAGAUCCCAAUCGAUGUGGAUAAGAUGAACAUAAGCUUGAUGUCCCUUAGCGGGCACAAAAUAUAUGGGCCUAAAGGUGUUGGAGCCCUAUACAUGAGACGUAGACCGAGGAUUCGGGUUGAG